CCCAGACCGGCCUGUCGUAUCUACAACACGACUCAACUCACUUGAACACUCACCACACAUUCACCAUGGCCAGAAUUAAGAAGAAGGGCGUCGCCGGAAAUGCGAAGAACUUCAUCACGAGAACGCAAGCCGUUCGCAAACUUCAGAUCUCGCUGCCUGACUUCCGUCGCCUCUGUAUUUUCAAGGGAAUCUACCCUCGAGAACCCAGAAACAAGAAGAAGGCCAACAAGGGCUCCACAGCGCCUACAACCUUCUACUACACCAAAGAUAUCCAGUACCUUCUGCACGAACCUGUACUAGAGAAGUUCCGCGAGCACAAGACCUUCGCAAAGAAGCUAUCGAAAGCGCUCGGCCGUGGCGACUACGGGGAUGCCAAACGUCUGGAACUGUACCAGAAGCCGCAGGUCACCUUGGACCACAUCGUGAAGGAGCGUUACCCCACCUUCACCGACGCUCUGCGCGACCUCGACGAUGCCUUGUCGAUGUUGUUCCUUUUCGCGAACCUCCCCACAAAUCACAACCUUCCUCCUGCGACGGUAGCGAAUUGUGAGCGGCUGUGCAACGAAUGGCAGCACUACGUCAUUCGUGCCAACGUCCUCCGGAAGAGUUUCUUGUCGAUAAAAGGCAUUUACUACCAGGCGGAGGUUCAGGGCCAGGAUAUUCUGUGGUUGGUGCCGUAUAAGUUCGCCCAGAACGUGCCGGUCGAUGUCGAUUUCAGGAUCAUGCACACGUUCGUUGAGUUCUACACCACUCUCCUUGGAUUCGUCAUGUUCAAACUCUACACGAAUGAGGGCCUGGUCUACCCACCCAAGUUCGACAAGGACGCCGACGCAAAAGGUGCUGGUCUUCGCGCAUUCAAGCUGGAGCACAAGGGUGUCGGAGCGAUAACGGAAGGUGUGGCGCAAGCACAGCUCUCGAAGAAGGAGACAGUAAAACAGACAAAGCUAUUGCAGGAGAAGAUCGCUGCGAUUACUGAGGGCGAGGAGGAUGAUACACCCGAGGCGCAACAAGUGCCUGAAGCUACUGACGAGUUCGACACGUUCAACCCUAUCAAGACCGACAGCGCCGUUGAUGUACUACCUCAACCCCAGAUAUCGAGCAAUGGAACUGGAAGUACCGACCCUGCGAACCUGUUCGCGCCCUACACAUUCUACAUUUCCCGAGAAGCCCCCCGUGAGCCCCUCGAGUUCCUGUUGAGAUCGUUCGGCUGCAAGCGUAUCGGUUGGGAUCUGGUCCUCGGAGAAGGCUCUUUCACGGACAACGAGUUGGACCCCUCGAUUACACAUCAGAUCGUCGACAGACCCCCAGUAGUUGGUCUUCCUCCGCUACCGGUCGGUGCCGCCACAGCAUCCGCGCCCAGUGGCAGAGUCGCGGGACGUAUCUACGUUCAGCCACAGUACGUUUGGGAUUGUGUCAACACUCUCCGGUUGAUCUCGCCAGCCGAGUACGGCCCUGGCGCGCUCCUACCCGCACAUUUGAGCCCCUGGGUCAAGGCCUCCUCUGGAGAAUACGACCCGUCGGCGCCGGUUCCUGCCGGAGAUGAGGACGAGGAGGAAGUGAGUGACGAUGACAACGGCAUGACCGAGGAGUUGGGUGACGAUGAUGAUGCGGACGAGGAUAUGGAGGCCGAGGUUGAUGUGUCGGAGGCUGAGGAAGACUCCGAGGACGAGGAGGAAGUUGCCCGCAAGGAGCACCAGAAGGAGCUCGAGGCUGAGGCGGCUGGCGUUAAGCUGCCCACGACGGAUGCGAAGAAGAAGAAGAAGUCGAAGGCACAGAGGGAGGAGGAAGAGCAGAAGGAGAUGCAGAAGAUAAUGAUGACCAAGAAGAAGCGAAAGCUAUACGAGAAGAUGGUUUACGGCAACAAGAAGAAGGAAGACGAGGCCGAAACGCUGCGCCAGAAGCGGAGGAAACUGGAGAAGUCGAAAAAGAAGGCUGCUGCAUAAAUGUUGGCAUUGAAUUGGAUUUAUGUACUUGUUCAAAAUUAAUGAAUUAAAAGUUUUCGGCUUUGGGAG
Molecule: messenger RNA, 2012 nt
Organism: Tricharina praecox
Lineage: Eukaryota; Fungi; Ascomycota; Pezizomycetes; Pezizales; Pyronemataceae
Product: ribosome biogenesis protein Pescadillo
Exons: 4
Coding region: 66-1943 (625 amino acids)
Biological process (GO): ribosome biogenesis; maturation of LSU-rRNA from tricistronic rRNA transcript (SSU-rRNA, 5.8S rRNA, LSU-rRNA)
Cellular component (GO): PeBoW complex; nucleolus
Molecular function (GO): RNA binding
Source: RefSeq, a predicted model, not a curated record